AAUGAUCUUUUUUUCUCUUAGAAAUGGUUGAAUCAAUGAAGAAAGUGGCUGGCAUGGAUGUGGAGUUGACAGUGGAAGAAAGAAACCUGCUGUCUGUUGCAUAUAAAAAUGUGAUUGGAGCUAGAAGAGCUUCCUGGAGAAUAAUCAGCAGCAUUGAACAAAAAGAAGAAAACAAGGGUGGUGAAGAUAAACUAAAAAUGAUUCGGGAAUAUCGACAAAUGGUUGAGACGGAGCUGAAGUUAAUCUGUUGUGAUAUUCUGGAUGUACUGGACAAACACCUCAUUCCAGCAGCUAACACUGGCGAGUCCAAGGUUUUCUAUUAUAAAAUGAAAGGGGACUACCAUAGGUAUCUGGCUGAGUUUGCUACAGGAAAUGACAGGAAGGAGGCAGCAGAGAAUAGCCUGGUGGCUUAUAAGGCUGCUAGUGAUAUUGCAAUGACAGAACUUCCGCCAACGCACCCCAUCCGCUUAGGUCUUGCUCUCAACUUUUCUGUAUUCUAUUAUGAAAUUCUUAAUUCUCCUGAUCGUGCCUGCAGGUUGGCAAAAGCAGCUUUUGAUGAUGCUAUUGCAGAACUGGAUACGCUGAGUGAAGAAAGCUAUAAGGACUCUACGCUUAUCAUGCAGUUGUUACGUGAUAACCUGACACUAUGGACUUCAGACAUGCAGGGUGAUGAUUCCUAAAACGAAGCCCAACUGUUCAUUUCCUAAAAAUCUACUUUGUAAGUCCUCACCGUGGCUCAGUGACUUUUUCAAUUUAUAAUUUCUCUUGUCACUAACCAUGCCUGCUUACCACUGUCCUGCUCCUGAUAAAUUGCUUGUAUCUCUGACU
Alligator sinensis (Chinese alligator) is the source of this 828-nucleotide messenger RNA. RefSeq names its product tyrosine 3-monooxygenase/tryptophan 5-monooxygenase activation protein epsilon (gene YWHAE). Gene Ontology annotation, cellular component: cytoplasm. The record is from RefSeq and is a predicted model, not a curated record. The coding region runs from base 24 to 680 and encodes 218 amino acids. Lineage: Eukaryota; Metazoa; Chordata; Crocodylia; Alligatoridae. The transcript has 5 exons. Gene Ontology annotation, biological process: signal transduction.